Molecule: messenger RNA, 2613 nt
Organism: Mycotypha africana
Lineage: Eukaryota; Fungi; Mucoromycota; Mucoromycetes; Mucorales; Mycotyphaceae
Product: peptidase S8/S53 domain-containing protein
Exons: 4
Coding region: 1-2613 (870 amino acids)
Biological process (GO): proteolysis
Cellular component (GO): cell wall; cytosol; membrane
Molecular function (GO): tripeptidyl-peptidase activity; serine-type endopeptidase activity
Source: RefSeq, a predicted model, not a curated record
AUGACAGCUGAAGCAGCCUCCUCCUUAAAGAUCAACCAUCCUAAAUUCAUUAAAGGUUCCGCUUCCUCUUCCGGAUCAACCGUUCCUGGUCGCUACAUUGUCCGUUUCAAGGAUAGCAAAUCCACGAAUGAAUUUACUCAAACUUACUUCAAGAAGAACAAAGCAAGCAAGAAGCACAAAUUGAAGAUUAAGGAAACUAUUAAGCAUGAUUUUUUCAACGCUGUUUCCGUUGAUAUCGAUGCUAAUGCUACAGACGAUAAUCAUGUUACAUCCACUCUUAAGAAUAUCUUGGAUCAGGCUGAUGUUGAGUAUGUUUAUCCUGUCAGAACGCUGCCCCGUCCCAAAGUUACUGUCGAAAGUGUGGGUAAAUCCAAAGAGCCUACUGUCUUACCUCAUGCUAUGACCCAAGUCGAUAAGGUUCACUCUGAAUUGAAAAAAAAGGGUAAAGGCAUUCUUGUUGGAGUCCUCGAUACAGGUAUUGAUUAUAAUCAUCCUGCAUUGGGUGGAGGUUUUGGCAAAGGAUUUAAAGUGAUCAAGGGCUAUGAUUUAGUCGGUGACGCUUAUACCGGUCAGAACACUCCUAAACCAGAUGAUGACCCUUUAGAUAAUUGUGGUGCUGACUCUGGUGCAAGUGGUCAUGGAACUCAUGUUUCAGGUAUCAUUGCAGGAUAUGACAAAGCAACUAAUUUCACUGGUGUUGCUCCUGAAGCCAAUCUUGGUAUGUGGAGAGUCUUUGGUUGUGAUGGUCAGGUCACCAAUGAUAUUGUCAUCAAAGCUCUUUUAAUGGCUUAUGAUGCCGGUUGCGAUGUGAUUAAUUUGAGUUUAGGCGAAACGAAUGCCUGGUCCGUCACUACUGACGCGGAAGCUGAUGUUGUUAGUCAAAUUGCCAAGAAGGGCGUAAGUGUUGUUAUCUCUGCUGGUAACUCUGGUGCUCAAGGUAUCUAUACUGUAGGUCAACCAAGUACAUCCCCCGGUGCAUUCUCUGUUGCUUCCAUUGAAAACAGCUACUAUAUCUCUAAAGAUUUGACCGCUACUGGCAUCAACCAUAGCAUACUUUAUACUAACAGCAAUGAUGACAGCAGUUUGGAAGAUGGUGCUGUAGUAGCUGGUGAUAAGAACCCUGGUAACAGUGAAGAAGCUUGUACUGCUGCUGCUAUUAACCCUGAAGUCAAGGGAAAGAUUGCUUUAAUUAAGCGUGGUACCUGUGCUUUCGCCGACAAGGUCAACAAUGCUGCUGGUGCUGGUGCUGUAGGUGUAGUCAUCUAUAACAAUGUCGCUGGUGCUUUGACUGCCUCCGUUCCUGGUGUUACUGUCCCAGUUGUUUCUAUAUCAAAUGCUGACGGUAAAGAACUUUUGGCCGCCAUACAAAAGUCCAAGGAUGCCGUUGAAUUGAAAUUUAAUAAGAAGGGUUCUGUCCAACCCAUUGAAAAUGCUGGCACCGUCUCUACCUUUUCAAGCGUGGGCGCUUCUGCUGAACUUAACUUCAAACCUAAUAUUGCUGGUAUUGGUGGUAAUGUAUACUCUACUAUGCCUACAUAUUUGGAUAGUUGGGGCGUUAUGUCUGGUACUAGUAUGGCGGCUCCUUAUGUUGCUGGUUCUGUGGCACUCUAUCUUGAAGCUGUCAAAAACAGCAAUAAGCAAUCCAUUGCUUAUAUCAAUGAGCAAUUCCAAAAUUACGCUGCUCCAGCCAAGGUCUAUAACAGUAAAACUAUUGACAGUCCUCUCCGUCAAGGUGCUGGCCUUGUUCAGGUUUACGAUACAAUUACUCAAGGUGUUCACAUCUCUCCUGCUCAAAUCAGCUUUAAUGAUACUGCCACUUCCAAGUAUAGGACUCAAACUAUCACUAUUACCAAUCAUGGUCACCAAACGGUUCAAUAUGAGUUGGUAAAUGAUGUUACUACUGCUAUUUCUCCUUAUGAUUUGAAAGAAUCUGGCUAUACCCCGCUUGAACCCGCUAUAAAUUCUGUUGCGGCUGCCAAAUUACGUUUCUCUAAGAAGACUUUCCGUUUAUCUCCUGGCCACUCUCAAAAGGUCAAAAUUACUGUUACUCCACCCAAAAUUAAUCCUAAGGAACAUGUCAUGUACGGUGGCUUUAUCCAUCUCAAGACCAAGCAUCAUGGUAAGAAUGGCAGCAUUGACCUUCGUGUUCCUUAUUUUGGCGUAGUGGGUAGCCAAAAGACUUUGCCCAUCUUCGAUGACGGUUUCCCUACGAUUAUUGAUGUCAACAGCAAGGAAUACAGUACCGAUGAUACUUUUGUCUAUGAUCGUUCCAAGAAGUAUGGUUUCCCCAUUUCUGUUUUGCGUUUGUUAACUCCUUCUGCUAAGAUUAAGGCUGAGUUGCUGGAUAGCAAGAAGAAGGUUAUAGGUGAAUUCUUGACGGGUUUGGAGUAUGUUGGUCGUAACUUCUUAAGCGGUGAAGGACAAGUAUAUUCUCAAUAUGCUUGGGACGGUACUUAUGUUCCUGCUGGCUUUUCUGGUGUUGAAUCUUUGCCCAUUGCGGUUCCCGCCGGUACUUAUAGUUUCCGUUUCAGUGCCUUGAAGAACUUGGGUAACCCUAAGGACAAGAAGGAUUGGGAAACAUGGACUUCUGGACCGAUUGUGGUAAAAAACUGA